Messenger RNA from Oryza sativa Japonica Group (Japanese rice), 2435 nucleotides. Its product is annotated as WUSCHEL-related homeobox 12. The record is from RefSeq and is a predicted model, not a curated record. Lineage: Eukaryota; Viridiplantae; Streptophyta; Magnoliopsida; Poales; Poaceae. Gene Ontology annotation, biological process: regulation of developmental process. Gene Ontology annotation, molecular function: DNA-binding transcription factor activity; DNA binding.
CUUGUGAGAAUGGAGAAAACGAAAACCAUCUUAUGGCUUCUCAUGUAUUUUUUGAGUUCUACAACUACAAUUUCUCAUAAUCUCGACGAAAAGCUGAACGGUUAGGAACAACACAUGAUUCUCGGAGAAGCUCUAGCUACCACAAGCUUCCCAAUAGCUUUCACUCUUCAUGUACUUAGUCUAUGCAACAAGAUUCAACACCUCCCCCAUCUCAUCAGCCAUCACUGAUCUAGCUCCCCAAGGUGCACAUCAAGUAGUCCAAGGGAGCAAAACAAAAGGAAGGAGGAAGAGUGAUGGCAUUAAUUAACUGUGCUGUGUAACCCUGCACACAUGUACUGGGGUAGGUGAGGCCAUUAUAAGCUUAGCUUCAGCAGAGACAGGAAUACUACACAGGAAGAAAGCCAUAGCCAGAUCCAUAGGGUUCUUUUCUUCCCCCUCACUGUUCUUCUACAGACUUCAGAGUUCAGAGCUGUAGACGACGACACACACCGGCCGGCCGGCCCCCUACUCCCUCUCUCAUCAUCUCGCCAUCAUCCAUCCAUCUGAUUUGAUCGUUCGUUCGUUGCAAAGCAUAUCUCGAUCGCCAGCAGCAGCAGCAUGGCCUCACCGAACAGGCACUGGCCGAGCAUGUUCAGGUCCAAUCUUGCCUGCAACAUCCAGCAGCAGCAGCAGCCUGACAUGAACGGCAACGGCAGCUCGUCCUCUUCCUUCCUCCUCUCGCCACCUACUGCUGCGACCACCGGCAACGGCAAGCCCUCCUUGCUCUCCUCAGGGUGUGAGGAGGGGACGAGGAAUCCGGAGCCGAAGCCGCGGUGGAACCCGAGGCCGGAGCAGAUAAGGAUACUGGAGGGGAUCUUCAACUCCGGGAUGGUGAACCCGCCGCGCGACGAGAUCCGCCGCAUCCGCCUGCAGCUGCAGGAGUACGGCCAGGUCGGCGACGCCAACGUCUUCUACUGGUUCCAGAACCGCAAGUCCCGCACCAAGAACAAGCUGCGCGCCGCCGGCCACCACCACCACCACGGCCGCGCCGCCGCCCUGCCGCGCGCGUCGGCGCCGCCGUCGACGAACAUCGUACUCCCCUCUGCAGCGGCGGCGGCGCCCUUGACGCCGCCGCGGCGCCAUCUCCUCGCCGCGACCUCCUCCUCGUCCUCCUCCUCCGACCGCUCCUCCGGGUCCAGCAAGUCGGUGAAACCAGCUGCUGCCGCGCUGCUGACGUCAGCCGCCAUCGACCUUUUCUCGCCGGCGCCGGCGCCGACGACCCAGCUGCCCGCGUGCCAGCUCUACUACCAUAGCCAUCCCACGCCGCUGGCACGUGAUGAUCAGCUCAUCACCUCGCCGGAGUCGUCGUCGCUCCUCCUGCAGUGGCCGGCGAGCCAGUACAUGCCGGCGACGGAGCUCGGCGGCGUCCUCGGCUCGUCGUCCCACACGCAAACCCCGGCAGCGAUCACCACCCACCCAUCGACGAUCUCACCCAGCGUGCUCCUCGGCCUAUGCAACGAGGCACUAGGGCAGCAUCAGCAAGAGACCAUGGACGACAUGAUGAUCACCUGCUCCAACCCCUCCAAGGUGUUCGACCACCAUUCCAUGGACGACAUGAGCUGCACCGACGCGGUGAGCGCCGUGAACAGGGACGACGAGAAGGCGAGGCUGGGGUUACUGCACUACGGCAUCGGCGUCACUGCUGCUGCAAAUCCGGCACCACAUCAUCAUCAUCAUCAUCAUCAUCUUGCCUCUCCUGUGCAUGAUGCUGUCUCGGCUGCAGAUGCUAGUACGGCGGCCAUGAUCCUUCCAUUCACCACCACUGCUGCUGCGACGCCGAGCAACGUCGUCGCUACAAGCUCUGCACUCGCUGAUCAGUUGCAAGGGCUGUUGGAUGCUGGGUUGCUGCAGGGAGGGGCGGCGCCGCCGCCGCCCUCGGCGACGGUGGUGGCGGUGAGCCGCGACGACGAGACGAUGUGCACCAAGACCACGAGCUACAGCUUCCCGGCGACGAUGCACCUCAACGUGAAGAUGUUCGGCGAGGCGGCCGUGCUGGUGCGCUACAGCGGCGAGCCGGUGCUCGUCGACGACUCCGGCGUCACCGUCGAGCCGCUGCAGCAGGGCGCGACCUACUACGUGCUGGUAUCUGAGGAAGCUGUGCAUUGAAGCCGUAUUACCUUGAUUACAUCCACAAUUCGGCACUGAUCAUGCUUGCUGCAUGCGAUCGAAUCAUCGAUCAUCUAAGAGAUUCUAAGUUAAUUAGUAAUUCGCUCACUAGUUUGGUAAUAGCUAGCUAGCAACCUUCAUCGAUCUGUUAUUUCAUUCAGUACGUACAUGUCUACUUAAAAUCACUGUCGUGUAGUACUGUACGUGUUUUGCUCGUCUGAUCAAACAGCAACAUGCAUGACGGUUUUAAUUUUGAUGCAAUAACCAGUGGAGUAAACCACAUAAAUCUA